AUGGAUGUUUCCGAACUCUGCAUCCCUGACCCUCUCUGCUACCACAACCAGUUGCUAACCAGAAUGCCAUCUGAGGACCGACAUCUGUCCUCGAGCUGUGGUUCUUACGUCAAAACCGAGCCCUCCAGUCCUUCCUCCUCACUCGUCGACACCGGCAGCCACCACAGUCCCAGUGGCAACUCCGACGCUAGCGGCGGCUACAUCAACAGCAGUGGUGGACGCUCGCACGCCCUGGACUCCCCGCCAAUGUUCAACCCGGGCAUGCUGGGAGGCGGCAGCGCCUGCCUACGCCGCUACGAGGAGUGCUCCGGCAGCAUGGCGGACGACUCGCCAAUCAAAUGCGAGUACAUGCUCAAUGCCAUUCCCAAGAGGCUGUGCCUGGUGUGCGGCGACAUUGCCUCAGGGUACCACUAUGGGGUGGCCUCCUGCGAGGCCUGCAAAGCCUUUUUCAAAAGGACGAUACAAGGGAAUAUCGAGUACAGCUGUCCGGCCACAAACGAAUGUGAGAUAACCAAAAGGAGACGCAAAUCAUGUCAGGCCUGCCGCUUCAUGAAAUGUCUUAAAGUUGGAAUGUUGAAAGAAGGCGUACGUCUGGACCGGGUGAGAGGCGGGCGACAGAAGUACAAACGGAGGUUGGACGCAGAGAAUGGAGGCUACCUCGGCCUCACUCUCCCCCCUCCUGCCAAAAAGCCAUUGACAAAGAUCGUUUCCCAUCUGUUGGUGGUGGAGCCGGAGAAGAUCUACGCCAUGCCUGAUCCCACCAUGCCCGACGGCGACAUCAAGGCCCUGACCACGCUGUGCGACCUGGCCGACCGCGAGCUGGUGGUCAUCAUCGGCUGGGCCAAACAUAUCCCAGGUUUUUCCACUCUCUCGCUGGCAGACCAGAUGAGUCUCCUGCAGAGCGCCUGGAUGGAGAUCCUGGUGCUGAGCAUCGUGUUUCGCUCGUUGCCCUGCGAGGAUGAGAUCGUUUACGCGGAGGACUACGUGGUGGACGAGGAGCAGGCGAGGAUUUCCGGCCUGCUGGACCUGCACGUCGCCAUCCUGCCGCUGGUGCGACGCUACAAGAAGCUGCGCAUGGAGAAGGAGGAGUUUGUCACGCUCAAAGCCAUCGCCCUCGCCAACUCAGACUCCAUGCACAUAGAGAACAUCGAGGCUGUCCAAAGGCUCCAGGAUUCCCUCCACGAGGCCCUGCAGGACUUUGAGGGCUCCCAGCACCCGGAGGACCCUCGGCGGGCAGGCAAGCUCCUCAUGACCCUGCCGCUGCUCCGUCAGACCGCCACCAAAGCGGUCCAGCACUUCUACGGCAUCAAAAUGCAGGGCAAGGUCCCAAUGCACAAACUAUUCCUGGAGAUGUUGGAGGCCAAGGCUUGACACCUGGGGCCAGAUGUUUGACAGGCAGCUGCAUUGCCCAAUGCGAGGCGAGAGACAGCCCGUGAAAACAAAGGCAGCGUGUCGAUUGACAGUGAAGGGAUGAAGCUUUGGACUACUGAGUCAUUUUAACACUUUUAAAUCGUAAUAACAUAAAGAGAAAAAGGAACUGGAAAGGCUCGAAUAUCAACCUGAUUGAUGUGGGAUCACGAUGAUGUAUAUAAAGAUGUUGUGUACAGAAAUCAGGCAACUAAAGGUCUUGUUAUAACCAGAGACCCACUGCUGUAUAUCACCUGAAGCUUCUGUGAAUUUGUUUCUUAUCUUAUUUUCAUCUCAAAAUGAAAAGUGUGUUAAUAUAAAUGUCCUGAAGAACUGCGUGGCUACGUGACGGCCACAUUACGUGUUUUUUUGUUUUGUUUCUUCCUUUGGUAUUUUCUAAUCUCAGUUGUUGAAGCAAUAGUCUCUAACUGGUCUGCAUAUAAUAUGUGUACUGUAUAUUGUGUGAAAUUGCACUGGGCAGGGGGGGGUGGGGAGAAAUGUUAGACAUAUUCUUAUAUUCGUCAUCAAAGAAAGCGCCGCCCACCGUGGGCGUGUAACUCGACUUCCUCGUAAUAUAUUUACCUCAUAGUAGCUUCAUCGACUCGGUGGUUAUGGUCAACUCGGUGCUUACAGGAGGAGAGUGGCUGGCUGGUGAUCAUAGUUCACAAAGUGUUUGCACUAAGCAUCCAUGAACAACGUGGCAAUAAUGGGUGUUAUUGCGUCUGGUAGCAAAAUGAGCCUCGGGUCGUCGUUUGUGCUUCUAGAGACUCACUCAUCACUUCUCAUUGGCAACUAAAACAUACUGUGAAACACACACAUGCUAAGCUAAACUCUGUGCUAAGAUUUUUUUUAUUCUCAUAAAACCUUUAUUUUUGGAUAAAUACAGAUCAAGGACACAACAACAGCAAUGCAGUUUAAUGCAAUCUAAUAUGGCCGGUAAUGCAACCUGAUAGCCCUGCAAUAAAACACACCUUUGUGAUGAUUGUAACAUUCAGUCGUGUCUCAAAGGUUCGUAUUCUACUCUGUGCUCAUUUUGAGUCUAUAUGUUGUGAUGGUGCCGUAUUACAUUGCGAUAUAUUGUAUACGUUUUGCUUUUUCUUGUGUCCAACCCCCCUUUGUUUAGGUUACUCUCAAACAAGUGUCACAAUAUUGAAAGCAUCGGUUUUCACAACUGAAAACAUCAGGAAUUAAAAUGUCUGAUAACUUAAACACCUGGAAUCAAAGAUGAAUCAGCAGAUUAAUCAAUUGUGAAAAUAAAUAUUUGUUGCCAUCACAAUCAGGCAUCAUUUCUCUACUUCUGUUAUAAUUUGACAAAGUUUUAUUUCCUAUAUCAUCAGAGAUAACGUUUGCCUAUGCAUAAACAGCCAAUGUAGAAAGAUAUUGACACACAACUGCAACAGAUGAAAAAAAAUUGUGGGCUACGACAAAUAAUUUUCCCUUUGAUCAUUUGAUCGUUCUGAGUUUCAAUGUGAAAAGAAUAAAAAUAAAAACUUUAUGUCAGACAGCAGACAACAAACCUGGUUAUGUUUAACACUGUAACAGAUGCCUGGUUUAAAUGUUUGUGUGCAACAAUAUAAUGACACAUGUUUCUGAGCAUAACUUGAAUUUCAUCUCUCUGCAUUAAUAAUUAAAGAUAACACGAGACCUCAGUUUACAGAUGUUUUCUAUCAAUUUUGAGCUCGUCUUUAAUGACGGCAUGAACUCAUCAUUCAGGCUGUAACUGUACUUUGUGCAGGAUUUUACAAACACACUCUGACACAAGCUAAGUUCGUAGUCGACAUAUUCGAGACAUGACACUAGACUUUUAGAGUGUUCUAUCUAUCUAUUGUAAACCAGUUGCCAAAUUAUUCAAAGAAAGCAAUCAGAGUAACGUGGCACAGUUAUCAACAUAUUUCUUACCGUUCUGAUAACCUGAGCAGGUUGGAUGGAACGAAAUAACACGAUAAUAGAUUAACGAGCUGCUCGUAGGAUUGUAGUGGGAGAGAUAUUCUUCCUUAUGAACACUUUCUUGUCUUUAAAGUGUCAAGUGCCAUUAGCUUCUGCCCAAACAAAACGAAAAACAGACAAAGCCAAGCGAUCAGUAACUACAGACAAUCCCCACAGGAAACACGCGCUAUUGAUUCCCCGUAAUGUAAUGCAUAGAUAAUUAUAACCCAAUACAGUAGAGAAUACAAUUCCCAUGAUGCACUCCCCUCAAAUGUGUAACUAGCUAAUCCUUCCCCAGUUGAAGUUCAGGGGAUGAACCACCUUUGUACAGUAGCAAACCAAAGCUGAGUGUCGUCAAAUGGAGCGAAACAUGAGUGAAACUGCAUUUUGAGCCAGAUGUUACACUUCACCACUGUUUCCUCAUAAAUAUGGAUGUUAUUUAUAAUAUGUCAUUCAUAGUAAUAGCGUCAUUCUGCUGAGUGUCCAGCUGUGUGUCAUGUUUUCAUACUGGAGACGAGCUCCAUCUGUGUUUGGCCCAAAAAAACUUGACCACCACAGACAAACGGAUCAGAGCUCGGUCACGUAUACCUCCUCUGUGCACUUUAAAGACUCAUAGCAGAUCAUUUUUUCUCCCCAACUUUCCCGUCACCCCAAAUUAAUAUAAGAAAAAUAAAAGAAAAAAAAACGCCUAAUUUACUUUCCGCGUUCUAAAACGGUUCGACUACAUCCAAUUAAUUCUAAUUGUCUCCUAAGCUGAAAUUCUCAAUAGAAAUGGAGCAAUUAAAUUCCUGCUUUGGUUCCACCUUGGGGACGCGAGACGUUUUAUUUCGGUUGAUGGCGGGGAGGGUUCGUCUAAAAAACCUUUACAAAGGCGAUUUCACGGGUGUCUGUAAUAGUUUUCGUAACGGAGCGAUCACUGCGCUAUGCAAUGGCAAAUAUGGCCACCUAUGUGUUGUGGGGUGUCGGGCUGACAUUUAGCUGUGCUUUGUUUACAACAUGGACAUUCUGUAUAGUGCUGUACGCGGCAAAUGUAUUGUGCAUAUUUCCCUAUAUUCCCUAUACUGUAGCUGCUGUGCGUUGAUAUAGCGAUGAUCAUGUGUUUAUUUUGCCUGUUCAAUUAAUUUUUCAUGAUGUAGUAGCAACUUCAGCACCACUUUAGAAUCCACCUGAAUAGCUGUAUAAUACAAAUCACCUCGCUGAGUCAAAAGGUAAUUACUCAAGUGAGAAUAAGUCUGUUCUAUUUGUCCGAGGUGGGAUAUUCUCUUCUUUUAUUUGUGUUUUCUGUGUCUGUCUCUGUGGAUUUUUGGUUCUCAGCACAGCAGGACGUAUAGCGACUGAAGUCGACCCUAUACCUCAAUUCAUAUUUUGAAAAUUACACUGGGUUUGGAAGCGGGCCAUGGGCUCCUCCUGGGAAUCAGUGGCACAGAAAUAAAGUGACAUCACUGACUGGGUAUUAAAAAAAAUGUAGAUGAACCUACUGCAAUUGGGGAGCACAUUCCUCGGAGGAGAAAGCUGCUUAUUCGCUGUUCCAUUUACAGACUUAUCUUAUCUCCAUGCACGCUGAGAUGACGAGAUUUACAUAAAGCAUGGAGGAACCUCCCCGGCCAUCCCGGUCCGUGGUGUUUGAUGGACCCUGCUUGGUGUACGUACCACAGACAUGAUUACCCAAGAGGUUUACUCCCCUCAAAAGCAUUAUGUUAGCAAUUGUGAUGUAUGGAUCAAGCUAAAAGGAAGCUUUGGUUCAUUUUAAUUAUAAACUUACCCAACUCUCUGAAAAAGACACACGCGUUCACAGUGCUGAAAACAAAGGGACGAAUAUGAAAAAUGAACUAAAAGGGGAAAGACGACCACAGCUGGGUUUCACUGGACAGUAUCGUGUGCCAUCUUCUUGUUUUUUGUUUGUUGUGUUCAUGCCUACUGUACCCAUGUGUAAAUAUAUGCUUUUUGGAGUGAGUCAGAUCUAACAGUGCACUGAAUGUACA
Messenger RNA from Paralichthys olivaceus (Japanese flounder), 5315 nucleotides. RefSeq names its product estrogen-related receptor gamma b (gene esrrgb). Gene Ontology annotation, biological process: nuclear receptor-mediated steroid hormone signaling pathway; regulation of transcription by RNA polymerase II. Lineage: Eukaryota; Metazoa; Chordata; Actinopteri; Pleuronectiformes; Paralichthyidae. Gene Ontology annotation, molecular function: zinc ion binding; nuclear steroid receptor activity; nuclear receptor activity. Gene Ontology annotation, cellular component: nucleus; chromatin. The record is from RefSeq and is a predicted model, not a curated record.